UAAAGGCUUGGAUUCAUGAAUUCAUCGGCGAUCCAUCAUCCACAAAGGUCGAACGCUCCGCCAAGUCGCCGCCUCCCUUCUCGGCUUCACCCUCCGUCAGGUGCCAGCACGCAGCACGAUAGCACCGGCAACACUGCAGCACGCCUCGUCAGUCGUCGCCUACUCAAAUCACGCCCGUCGCCCAGUCGCCUGCUCUCCGCGACUCACCCUUCCGCAGUUCGGCCAAUCGACCCUUCUCAAUUUUCACUUCCAACCAUCCGUAGUACCGGUAUUCCUUUAGUCCUAUUUUAUUAUUAGUUCAUUAAUGAGUUAAUUAUAGCUUUUUAUAAAUAUUUAGUUAAAUUACUGAUAUCCUUGUUUGUUGAAACCUAAGCAAACCGAGAAACCCAUUUUGAUUGGUUCAAAUGUGCCAUCAGAACCAUUCAGAAAAAUACGUAGUACUCCGUAUAACAUAUCAAAUCUUUACCAAAGUCCCUAAAAUGGCAGAAAAAAUUAAUGACUUUUGCAAGUCAAAAAUCAUUCCGAAAAUGUUUAUUCAUUUGCUACAUUUUUAGUGCACAAAACAUAUACUUAUAUUUAAAUGUAAUUAUUUUUUAUGCGUAGAUGUACACCUAUACAUUUGUAGUGCUUCGUUGCCACCUAUUUUAGUUAUUGAAGCAUCAUUUUAACGCAAAACUGUCUUUUAGAUAUUGUUACAUAUUUAAAAAUUCCAACCUGGAAGUUUGUUCCAAGAUUUAUGAAGGAUCGAUUUUGAUUUCAUUUUCCAAUCUUCUCAGAUCUUCAUAUUGCAGCUAAGUUCUCUAGAUCUUUCUCCUUUUAUGAUGGAUCCCAUCACACCCAAGGUCUAAAUUUAUUUGUUAAAAAUAACUUAUUUUGCAGACUCUAUCUGACAUUUUUUUCUCACAGUUUAUUGAGCCCAUGUUUGGGAGUAUUUUGCUAGAAUGUUUUUGAGUUGCAUACGUGGGUUUGCUACUAUUUUAUGUAUGAAGAAGAUUUUGGCAAUACGAUUAGUGGGUUUUGUGUUUUUUUUUUAAUUUCAAAGCUCUUUUAUUGAAUAUUCAACACCUCCAGUUUCACCUAACAUCUAUAUCUAAACCAUUUAUUAUAUUUCACAAAUAUUCAAUAUACUUGCCUUUCUAAUUUAUUUUUAAUCAUAGGAUGAAAAAAUGAAAGCAUAUUUAUUAUUGCAUUUGCUGUUACUCUGUAUAAUAGAAAGAGGUUGGCUGAAUGAGGUAAUAUUCGUUCCCUUGGGUCAAGUAAGAUGUUUUAAUUUUAUUUCUAACACUAAUAAUUAGUUCACCUGGUAUUUAAUAUUCCCAGCUGCACCUGCUUUACAAAACUUCACUGUAGAUUCUGUUUAGUACUGUUUUUAAUCAUGGAGUCUAAAAAUAAAAAACUUACUCAUAAGUAUUUUAAUAUUGAUCAAUUCUAUACUUUCUUACACAUACGACAAAUAGAAAAUGUGUGCAAUAUCUAGACUGAUUUAUAGUUUGGACAUUAAGCUAUAACUGCGUUUUUGCUACGAUUUAUUCAAUAACAAAAGGUUGGUUUAAUAAGUUAAGAUUAGUGUCAUUGGUGUUGAUAUUUUUGAACUUCCAAAUUUAACUCACUUGACAUUCAAAAAUCACUCUGAAGUCUUAUAACAUUGAUUUAGAAUUGAGGUAUUAAGAUGUAAGUGCCUAAAAUAAUCUCUAGCUAAGGAUUACUCCUACAUCCAUUUGCAAGACGUGGGCAUAUUCAAUGCUUUGGGGCUCUAUAUAUAGCCUUUGCCAAGUUAUAGCCGUAAGUCAAGUUAUCACCAUCCAUGUUUUACUUCAUUAUAUUAUUAAUUUAUUUGAAAUAAAUUACAUAGUACUACGUACUUCUUACCAUCAACUACUCACAUCAACCCUGAAAACAUACCAAGACUUGAUGAAAAAACUUUUUUGAUAUUCUAAAUAAGCACAAAUUUGUGUAUACCAUUGUUCAAUAAAUCAUGCAUUUUCACCAAAUAAAUAUGUUUUAGAAAUUAAUGUUCUUAAGGAUAGAAAUAUUGAGAGUUUAAAGUGAGGUUCACCAAUCUAGGAUUAAAAAAUAUCUUAUUUAAAAAAAGAUACUGCAAUUUCAAUCAAUCUUGAAUGUAAGUUCAUUCCUGUAUAAAUAAUAUAUACAGUCAUAUACGUCAUAUAUAAUAAGUAUUUGGAAUGCACUUUGACCAAAUUUAAUUAUACCUUAGAUUGUUAGAAAUUAAAAAUAGUUCUCAAUAAUUUCAAAUGUACAUUUGUAAGGUCAGAAAUAAUAAAAGUUUAAUUUCCAAAGUUGUAGAAAAUAAGAAAAAACUUUCCACUGGGCCUGGUCAUAUUUAUCUGGUGACCUUAUGAUGGGCGUAGAACUUGAAAAAUAGAAUGUUGUUCAGUCUCAAAAACCAUCUAUGAAAAUGUGCACGCGAUUGAUGUGUUCCCUUCACAAAAGAAAAGAAAUAAAAGUUGGUCCCUAAUAAGAUUUUUUGUUAUAGUUCAACGAACAAAAGCAAGUGAUAAGUCUGAUAACAUUGCUUUGGUCAAAUUCUAUUUCAAAGAAAAUAUAAUGUAUUGAUAUUGAAUAAUCAGAAGAGGGGAAUAAAUAAUCGAUAGUCGUUUUAAUUCCCUAGCAGAUGCAUUUUUUCUGAGUAUUGAUGAUGGCCUUCAUUUUUCCAUCAUUUGCAAUGGAGCCAAAGUUUCACUAUUUUUUGGCUUGAGAAUAUGAUGGAAUAAAUCAAAAUGGCUCACUAAAGUGUUUGCUCUUCUUUGUUAUGAAGCAACAGUCGAGUCGGUCUAUGCAAUUUUGGACGCGAUUUUCCCCAUUGGUCAUCCGGAAACUGUCUCUCUAUUGUGAUUUAGUACAGGGGAGUCUUGCGGAUAGAUGACAUCUGGGCCAAUCAUAGUUUUGAAUUCCCUCUCUCUUCAGUUUAGCUUACGCAGCUAAAGAAUACGGAGUAAUAGAAUCAGGGCAAAGGAUAAAGAAAGAAAAGCAGAAGACACCGCAUACACAAUCGGCUACGACGGUGCUUGAAGAAUGCCGAGUGGCAGCAUUUUCCGGCAGGCUCGAGGGAGAUCAGCGUUUCCACAUCCGUUGCAAUUAGGGGCGCUUUUGAUGAUACUCGUUCCAAAUUUCUUCCCCAGCCUCUUCUCUCCGCUGGGCCGAACGUACACUUCCCUGUUUUCCUAAAUCAGUAAUUGCAUUUACUAAACGGAGCAACUGUAGGAAUGGAAUGCUCCAAAGCCCAUGCACUUGCAUUUACUGAAUGGAGCAAUACAACACCACACAAUUUCCGAUGAACAAAAAUCUGAUAUGUGGUCUCCCUUGCCUAAUCAAGGGCGGAAACCCUGUUCUACAACACAGAACAACCAACUUUUGCGAAGGAAGUCUCAGGCAUAUGUACAAGUGUUUCUUGAUGGGGGUUUGAACCAACAGAGAAUGGGGCUGCUGGAACUCAUAUGGUUUUCUUAUACUUCCCUAUAUAUUGUCCAUAGAUUUGUGAUGCGGUAGCUGUGGCCAAAAUUUUAAAUGCAACCCUCAUAAUUCCAUACCUGGAAAUAAAUCCAGUAUGGCAAGAUAUAAGUGCAUUUGAGGAUAUAUUUGAUAUCAAUCAUUUUAUCCACGCAUUGAGGGAUGAUGUCACCAUAAUUAAAGAGCUCCCAAGUGACUUAUCUUGGAGCACCAGGGAGUACUAUGCAACGGGCAUACGAGACACUAGAAUUAAGACAGCACCAGUGCAUGCUUCUGCUACUUGGUAUCUUGAAAAUGUUUUGCCAGUAAUGCAGAGACAUGGUAUUGUUGCUGUAGCUCCGUUCUCUCAUCGGUUAGCAUUUGAUGGUCUGCCUUCUGAAAUUCAGCAUCUGCGUUGUAAAGUCAACUUUCAGGCACUGGUUUAUGUUCCACAUAUCAGGACUUUAGGAGAUUUACUUGCCAGCCGUUUGAGAAGCAGCCCUCAUAUCAUGGAUGGAACGUCAACCUCCAUAUUUGAAAGAGGAGACAAUUACAUACCCGGAGUUGGAAAAUAUGUUGUUUUGCAUCUUCGUUUUGACAAAGUAUGACUCCUGUACCUUGCUGGCUUCUCAUUUCUCAACCACAAAAAUGGAGGAUAUGGCAGCUCACUCAGCUUGUGACUUCGGCGGAGGUAAAGCUGAGAAGCUUGCUCUAGCAAAAUAUCGCCAAUUGAUUUGGCAAGGAAGGGUUGUUAAAUCUCAGUUCACUGAUGAGGAAUUAAGAAACCAAGGUCGGUGCCCAUUGACUCCUGAAGAGAUUGGACUCCUGUUGGCUGCCUUGGGUUUCAACAAUAGUACACGCCUUUAUCUUGCUUCCCACAAGGUUUAUGGGGGAGAAGCAAGGAUCUCAGCACUUCGACAGUUGUUCCCACUAAUGCAGGAUAAAAGAAGCCUUGCAUCUUCAGAGGAAUUGGCUGGGGUUGAAGGAAAAGCUUCUUUAUUAGCUGCCUUGGAUUAUCAUGUGAGCUUGCACAGUGACAUAUUCAUCUCUGCUUCUCCAGGCAACAUGCACAAUGCACUGGUGGGGCAUCGUGCAUUCAAGAACCUGAAGACCAUCAGACCGAACAUGAAACUUUUGGGCAAGCUGUUCCUAAAUAAGAGCUUGGGAUGGGCAGAGUUCCAGCAAGCCGUGCUGCAGGGUCACAGGAAUAGACAAGGGCAACUCCAGUUCCGCAAACAAAACCAAUCAAUAUACACCUAUCCUGCUCCUGAUUGUCUAUGUCCAGCUCCUGCUUAAACAAACAACAAUCCCUUAUUUUCCUUUGCCGGAUAACACUGCUCCGAGCAUUGUAUAUUGAAACUGUGUGUGUGUGUAGUUCUAUGAAGUUGCUCUGAGGUUUUGCCUUUCAAUUUAAGUAUUUAACAAUGUUUUCUACAAACAUUGUAGAAAGGACGCAUUUUGAAGAAAGCACUACAAUUGCAGCAAUUGAAUUGCUUAAGGGAUGAUAUUCGUAUUUUCUGAUAUUGUAAAACUACUGAAUAUAUACGUACAGACUACUACUAAUGGGGGAUGAUUAUGCUAUUGAACUCAUGCAAACAAAGGUACGA
This is a messenger RNA of Cuscuta europaea, 5054 nucleotides long. The record is from the annotation of a GenBank genome assembly. NCBI's taxonomy places the organism in Eukaryota, Viridiplantae, Streptophyta, Magnoliopsida, Solanales, Convolvulaceae.